Molecule: messenger RNA, 927 nt
Organism: Cucurbitaria berberidis CBS 394.84
Lineage: Eukaryota; Fungi; Ascomycota; Dothideomycetes; Pleosporales; Cucurbitariaceae
Product: U-box-domain-containing protein
Exons: 3
Coding region: 1-927 (308 amino acids)
Biological process (GO): positive regulation of proteolysis; protein polyubiquitination; proteasome-mediated ubiquitin-dependent protein catabolic process
Cellular component (GO): cytoplasm
Molecular function (GO): ubiquitin protein ligase activity; protein-folding chaperone binding
Source: RefSeq, a predicted model, not a curated record
AUGCCACCGGCAGGCAACGAGUACGCCGCCGAGCAGCUCAAAAACUCCGGAAACAAGUGCUUUAAGAAUGGUGAUUACGACGGAGCUGAGGGGCUGUACUCGCAAGCGAUACAGAAGAACUCAGCGAACCCGUUACUGUUCACGAAUCGCGCAAAUGCGAGGUUAAAGCUGGAGAAAUGGGAGGGUGUGAUUGAUGAUUGCAUACGGAGUAUUGAGCUUCUAAAGGAUAAUAUGAAGGCUUUCUUCUACUUGGCGCAGGCACAACUCAGCAUAAAUCAUCCGAAUGAGGCAUUAUCGAGUGCCCUGAUGGCCUACGAACUCUGCACUACCUCCGCCCAACAAACCUCCAACGCAGCGACAAUCUCCGCACUCGUUCUCAAGUGUAAGAAAGCGAAAUGGGACAUACGCGAACGCGAGCGCAUACGGCGACGCGGGGGCCUCUCAUCCGACCUUGAGGCCAUGCUCGAAACACAGUACAAGAAAGAUGUAGAUGAUAUUGAUGCACGUGUCGAGGCUAGUGAAAUAAGCAGAGUAGAAGGGCAAGAAGAGAAGGAGGAGAGAAAGACUGAGUUUGAGAAGAAACGAGAUGAUUUGAGGACAGCGUUUAUGAUUAGUGAUCCGGAGAAUCAGCAGAAGAGAGAAGUGCCAGAUUAUCUCGUUGAUGGGAUCACAUUCGAGAUCAUGCAUGAUCCUGUAGUGACAAGAAACGGACGCUCAUAUGAGCGUGCUACGCUCAUAGAACACCUUAAGCGGAGCCCAACAGACCCGCUCACCAGGGAAACUUUGACGAUCAGCGAUCUGAGGCCAAAUAUUGCGCUGAAAGAAGCGUGUACGGAGUUCAUGGAGGGUAACAAUGGCUGGGUCUACGAUUGUAAGGAUGGUGAAGUAGAUCAGGAUACGCGAUGGGCGCACUUGUCGCACACCUGA